AUGCUCUCGAUGCAUGUACACCUUUCAGAUAUCUUCAUAAGAAUUAAGAAGGGAAAUGCUGUGCUAACGCGUCCAACACUUCAGCUCGACAUGCUGGAUUUACCAGCUGAAUUGGUGACUUGGGCAACGGGAUGUUUAGAGGUUGCAGUUGAAGAACGGUCUCUCAUUGAAGAAAAGAAGAAAGCUGAUAUCCUACUUGGGCGAAUGCUGCCGAGGUGAGU
Strongylus vulgaris is the source of this 221-nucleotide messenger RNA. NCBI's taxonomy places the organism in Eukaryota, Metazoa, Nematoda, Chromadorea, Rhabditida, Strongylidae. The record is from the annotation of a GenBank genome assembly.